CCUAAUUAUUGCUUUUCGUCUUGUAGUCAACUUGGCGCUUUCUUGCUUCUCUUUACACAAAGAACACAACCCUUCUCUGUUCUCCCAGUGAACCUUCUGCUUUUCCUUCUCUUCAUCUUCCAAUGGAGGAAUCCGACGACAAAGAUUCCUUUAAUGAGCCGCCGCCGCCUUCUCUUCCCCCGAACUACGUUACGCUGACGAUGCUCAAGGAGCGGUGGCUGCAGAAGAAGCAAGAGGAGGAAGAAGCGAAACUUAAUAAGCAACAGAACAUGGAGCACGAAGCGAAAGAGGAAAGAGCGGGCGGGUCUAGGGAUGUGAUUACGCCAACGACCCGGAACCAGAAUCGCGGGAAAUCUGGGCCUGCUUAUGUUCCUCGCCGUCGCCAGCAAAUCGCGAGGGAUCGGCGCGGAGGUGAAAGCUGGGUGAGGAAGCACGAGGAGCCGGAGAGCAGUGGCUCGGUGGUAAUUGGGGGAAACCAGGAAAUAAAGGAAAAGAAGCACUGGGAAGGAAGAAAACCUAGGGCUCCACAGAAUGUGAAGUAUCCGGAAAAUGUGGCUGAAAAGGGGGAAAUUCCAACGGUUGUGAGUGAGGAGAGUAAUGGGAAAGGGAAAAGUGUUGAGGAACUUCAGUUGGAUGGUGAUAAUGGAGGUGUGGUUUCUGAAAAUGGGGUUGAACGGGAUAGCAGAAAGGGUUUUGGGGGAGAACGUAGAGGAGAAAGGAAGGAAUGGAGAGGUGGCUUUAAGAGACAUGGGAACGGUAGGAUGAAUUCUAGGGUUCACAAGCAGGUAGGAGAAUUGGAAGAGAAUGAAAAGAAAGAAGAGGGAGUUGUUGGAGGAGCUGAAGAAAGAAAGGAAAAGGCUGAGAAGGGGAGACAAAGUGGUAUAGGACAGUCUGCAGUGAAGAUUGAUAAGAGUUCUCAGGAUUUGUUGUUGGAUGAUAGAAAAGAUGCCAAUGUGAGUGUGAGGGUAAGUGGUCAGCAACUGAGCAUGAAUUCUAAGGUUCACAAGCAGGUAGGAGAGGAAGAAAAGAAAGGGGCGGAGAGGGUUGUUGGAGUGGCUGAAGAUAGAAGGGGAAAGGGUGAGAAGGGGAGACAAAGUGGCAUAGGACAGUCGGGGGUGAAGAUUGAUAAGAGUUCUCGGGAUUUGUUGUUGGGUGAUAGAAAAGAUGGCAACAUGAGGAUGAAUUCUAAGGUUUACAAGCAGGUAGGAGAAUUAGGAGAGGAUGAAAAGAAAGCAGAAGAGGGGGUUGUUCUAGUGGUUGAAGAUACAAAGGAAAAGGGUGAGAAGGGGAGACAAAGUGGUAUAGGGCAGUCGGCUGUGAAGAUUGAUAUGAGUUCUCAGGAUUUCUCUUUGGAUGAUAGCAAAGAUGGCAAUGAUAGAACGGGGGUAAGCAGUCAGCAACAGAGCAUUAAUUCUAAGGUUCACGAGCAGGUAGGAGAAUUUGGAGAUGAGGAAAAGAAGGUAGAGGAGGGGGUUGUUAGAGUGGCCGAGGAUGGAAUUAAAAAUGGUGACGAGGGGAGGAUAAGGAUUAGAACUUGUGCAGGACCUUGGGCUAAUAAUAUUGAAAACAGAUUCAGGAAUGAUAAUAGAAAAUAUGGCAAUGUGAGAAGGAUAAGUGGUAGUGCUGUUGGUCGGCAUGGAUAUGUAGGUGGUUACGGAAGGACGGCUCGACAAAGGGUUGAGCAGGUAGAGAAUCGAUUAAUGUGGGUGAAGAAGGGAGAAAAUUCCAGUGGCAAUGUUACCGAGUUCAAUUCUCAGGUUCAUCUGUGAAGGACAUAGUAACAGAACCAAUGAAGCUGUAGACAGCAGGAGAAAAGAAGAGGACUCACCAAAACAUGUGAUGUUAGUUCAGUAGGUGACUUUAGAAUGCGUCACUGGUCUCUUCACCAGGCAAGAAAAUGCUUCGGCAUUUAAGAAAUGCUGGUUAAUGCUUUAACCUCAUGCUCAACAUUGUUCAAGUGAUUGCAUUAUAAUAAUCUGAAUAUACAAACUUGAAAGAAUGCUUUUAUUUAUUUAUUAAA
Messenger RNA from Ipomoea nil (Japanese morning glory), 2020 nucleotides. Its product is annotated as spore wall protein 2. The coding region runs from base 123 to 1769 and encodes 548 amino acids. The record is from RefSeq and is a predicted model, not a curated record. The transcript has 2 exons. Lineage: Eukaryota; Viridiplantae; Streptophyta; Magnoliopsida; Solanales; Convolvulaceae.